Sceloporus undulatus (fence lizard) is the source of this 2485-nucleotide messenger RNA. It is a transcript of the gene ST8SIA4, whose product is annotated as ST8 alpha-N-acetyl-neuraminide alpha-2,8-sialyltransferase 4. Lineage: Eukaryota; Metazoa; Chordata; Lepidosauria; Squamata; Phrynosomatidae. Gene Ontology annotation, biological process: oligosaccharide metabolic process; N-glycan processing. The transcript has 5 exons. The coding region runs from base 349 to 1446 and encodes 365 amino acids. Gene Ontology annotation, molecular function: alpha-N-acetylneuraminate alpha-2,8-sialyltransferase activity. The record is from RefSeq and is a predicted model, not a curated record.
AGCCGCGGAGGAGGCAGCGAUGGGAGAGGAGCCGCGGAGGCGAGCCUUGGCCCGCGGGAGGAAGCGCCCUCAGCAGCAGCAGCCCCAGCCCCAGCAGCCCUUCCCCUGCCCUCCUUUGCCCUCCAGCAGCUGAGCCCCUUUUGAGUCACCCCUCUUUUCUCCUCCUUCUCUGCUGGAAGAAGAAUUAAAAUAAAGCCCCUCUUUCUUGCCAAACAAAGGAAGCAGAAGGGGCUGUUUUUAGUUACUAUUUCAUACCCAGAGAGAGAGGUUAGUGGCUGGCGGUCUCCGCAUCUCUUCCCCUGGUUUUGCUUUUGAUUCCUGGCUGUUUCCCUGCCUUGGGCUGGAGAGAUGCGUUCGGUCCGGAAAAGGUGGACUAUCUGCACCAUCAGCAUCCUCCUGAUUUUUUACAAGACAAAAGAGAUCGCCAGGACCGAGGAGCAGCAGCACCAGCAGCACCAGCAGCAGCAGCAGAGCCCCGGAGAUGGUGACUCAAGUUUGAGUAGGUCAAUGGUCAAUAGUUCCGAUAAAAUAAACCAAAAGAGUGGCUCGUCAGUGUUCCAGCAUUCUGUAGAAAGAUGGAAAAUCAAUUCUUCCUUGGUGCUAGAAAUAAGGAAGAACAUUCUUCGAUUCUUGGACGCAGAAAGAGACAUCUCAGUGGUCAAAAGCAGCUUCAAGCCAGGAGAUGUAAUUCACUAUGUGUUAGACAGACGUCGUACACUAAACAUUUCCCAGGAUUUACACAGCCUCCUUCCUGAAGUUUCACCAAUGAAGAAUCGUCGCUUUAAGACCUGUGCUGUUGUAGGCAAUUCUGGCAUCCUCUUGGAUAGUGGAUGUGGAAAAGAGAUUGACAACCAUGAGUUUGUUAUAAGGUGCAAUCUAGCUCCUGUGGUGGAGUUUGCUGCCGAUGUGGGAACUAAAUCAGAUUUUAUUACCAUGAACCCAUCAGUUGUACAAAGAGCAUUUGGAGGCUUUCGGAAUGAGAGUGACAGAGAAAAAUUUGUGCAUAGACUAUCCAUGCUGAAUGACAGUGUCCUUUGGAUCCCUGCUUUCAUGGUCAAAGGCGGAGAGAAGCAUGUGGAGUGGGUUAAUGCAUUAAUCCUUAAGAAUAAAUUGAAAGUGCGAACUGCCUAUCCAUCACUGAGACUUAUUCAUGCUGUCAGAGGGUACUGGCUGACCAACAAAGUUUUCAUCAAGCGACCCAGCACAGGACUCCUCAUGUACACACUUGCCACAAGGUUCUGCGAUGAAAUUCAUCUGUAUGGAUUCUGGCCAUUCCCAAAGGAUAUAAAUGGAAAAUCAGUCAAAUAUCAUUAUUAUGAUGACUUAAAAUAUCGAUACUUUUCUAAUGCCAGCCCUCACAGGAUGCCAUUAGAGUUUAAAACUUUAAGUAUGUUACAUAACAGAGGAGCACUUAAAUUGACCACGGGAAAAUGUGUUCAGCAAUAAAGCACAAGUUCAGUACAAAGAGAAAUAAAGGAAAUGGGCUUCAUGAUAAGAUUCUUUGGAAAAACAGGAGGAUCCAAGCUGUGGAUAUAUCCCAGUGCACUGUAACAAGCCAUUGGAGAACAAGGAAGUACAUCACAAGAGUUCCCAUUGCUGGCUAACGUUUUAUCUGUGAGUGCUAAAUCUCUGAGUGCAAUGGUUCGAGUAAGUGCCACUUUCACUGAAAACAAAGCUUGAAUGUAUAAAAUCAGUAGUGUUUACAAGAUCCAAUGAUGCAUUCAUCGCUUGUUUAAAGCAGCAAAUAGUUAAUUUACUGCUCAUUUGCCACCAGAAACAUCGGGCCACAUAGAAAGAAAAAUCCAGGUGUUGGGAUCUGUUUCUUAAGGAAAUGCAAGCCUCUGGCCAUAGAAAAAUUGAGGUGGAAUUGACAGAACAACAGAGAACACCACAAAGAUCCAGUAAAAUACCUUCAGUCAGGGGCAUGCCUGGCUUUGUAUUAUAACCUCCUUUCCUCUCUUUUCCUGUUUUUAAAAUUGUCAUUCAUUUUUCUAUGUUGUUUGAGUACUGAAAACCUUUUAAGGGAUUUUGAAAAGAACAUUGUGAACCUUUCAGAUAAUCAAGAAGUUGUCUUAGAAGAUCUUAUUUUUUAAAGAGAAGUCCAGAUGCAUUUUAAGAUCUACAUUGAAUGUUAUGGUUCAGCUUGGCAUAUGCAUUACUACUAAAACUGCCUCCAUGCCAUGACUUGCUGCUGCUGCAUUAAAUACGGCCAGGUUUUUCUUCUGCAGCCCCUGGAAAUGCUCUGUACCAGCAAUAGCCACUGCCAGGAAUAUGUACUGCUGGCACAGAUGAAGUGUAAAUAUUCACGCUAAAUAUAAAAGGUGGUGUGGGAAAACAUCAUCUAAUAGAGAGCAGUGUGGGGGUGUUUGUUUGUUUGUUUUUUUAACAGUAUAACCUAAACAGAUCAGGGCUUAGAAUCUCCCAUAUGCUUUAAAUCAACCUUGCCUUACCUGGCAUCCUCUGGCUGUGUUGGACUACAACUCCC